AAAUCCUUCGCUUAGCGUCUCCACCCGCUUAGAAGCGAUUCCUUCAGAUUUCAGAUGUUGAGUGACAUCUUCACCUUACGAAAACUGAAUCCCUUUAAGUAGAAAGCUAGCCCUUUAAUCCAGCUGUUUUAUUCGAAGGACCGCGCGUACGUCCUUGUAAUACAAAGAAUUACAGGCAAAAAUCGACGAAACUUCGCCUUUUGCGAAGUAGCUGGGAGAAAACGCAAAACCUCGAGCGCUAUUCGCAAAGCACGUGAUACAACUCCCGAUCAGAUCUUUCCACGAGCCACGUGUUGCAUUUUCCCAGGGGUUGCGUCUUUCGGGGAGUUUUAACUUUGCAGAGUGCAAGACUUUCCCACUCCCGACUUCCCCAGAGGAAAACGCGCACUCCUUGCAAGAGCCCUCCGCCACUGUCCUUCGCUAACCUUCCCUCCCCAGAAAAAAACGCAGGGGGCUUUGGGCUCCGCAGGCGGGACGCUCAAUCCCGGCAGCCAAGCCUUUUGAUGAUUCAAAUUCAGCAGCCUCCGCCUCUUGCUCCUGCCCCGCCUUUGCCUGGACUGGGACCGGUAGGGAGCAACCUCAGCCUUCCUUCCCCGGUUGUUGUUAGAGGACAUUUCCUUCGGCUUUCCCAGGACCACCACGAAACUCCGAUUCUAGCUUUAUCUGCUUUCUAUAUCUAUCUAUAUGCGGCGGGCUAAUGGCUUUACCGCCCAUCACAAUGGGGAAGAUAACUCUUUGGACAAAGAAGUUGAAUCUUUUCUGAGUGACCAACAACAAUUCUCUUGCAUCAGUGACCUUACCAAAGUGAAUCCUGUAACCACCACAACGGUUCUGAGGUGUCUGCAAGCAAGAUAUGCAAUCAGUGUGUUUUAUACCAAAGCGGGGUGCAGCCUUGUGGCCAUCAACCCCUUCCGUCCGGUUCAGUCUCUCUACUCGCAAGAGCUCAUGAACGAAUACCACACUGUUGACCAUCUUCAGGAAUUAAAACCUCACAUUUUCACAGUAGCAGAAGAAAGCUACCGAAAUGUCCAGAGCCAGAUUCCAUUAGUUAAUCAGUCCAUAAUUGUUAGCGGGGAAAGUGGUGCUGGGAAGACAUGGACCUCUCGCUGCCUGAUGAAGUUUUAUGCAACUGUUGCAGCUUCAUCUGACAUUCCGGAAGGCAGUAUAAUGGUGGAAAGGAUAGAGCAACGAGUAUUGGAUUCCAAUCCUGUCAUGGAAGCUUUUGGAAACGCAUGCACCCUUCGGAAUAACAACAGCAGCCGCUUUGGGAAAUACAUCCAACUUCACUUAAACAGAUCUCAGCUUUUAACAAGUGCUUCCAUUCAGACUUUUCUUCUGGAGAAAACAAGAGUUGCUUAUCAAGCCCCUCAGGAAAGGAAUUUCCAUAUUUUUUACCAGAUUGCAAAGGGAGCCACCCUGGAUGAGCGCCAAGAAUGGGAUCUUCUGGAGAGCGCACAUUUCUGUUGGCUUCCAAAUUCUGAAAAGACUCUAGAAGAAGACUGUUUUGAUGUGACUCGGGAGGCCAUGACCCACUUGGGUAUCGACAGUUUCACCCAGAGGAAUGUUUUUAAGAUACUAGCUGGUCUUCUCCAUUUGGGCAAUAUUCAGUUCUGUGAGUCAGAAGAUGAGGCACAACUUUGUGAGUUAGAAAACCUGGCCAAAGGCUUCGCAGAGACUGCUUCCCGGCUUUUAAGAGUACCUGGGGAGCAGUUGUUGGACACACUCAGGAUCCGGACGAUAACCGCUGGGAGACAACGGCAGGUGUUCAGGAAGCCUUGUCUCAAGGCAGAGUGUGAUACAAGGAGGGACUGUCUGGCCAAGGUGAUUUAUGCCAGGAUCUUUGACUGGCUGGUGUCUGUGAUCAACGAAAGCAUCUGUGCCUCAAAUUCCGUGUGGAACAACUUCAUAGGUCUACUUGAUGUUUACGGUUUUGAAUCUUUUGUGGAAAACCAUUUGGAACAGCUCUGCAUCAACUAUGCCAAUGAGAAACUGCAGCAGCAUUUUGUCGGCCAUUUUCUAAAGGCUCAACAGGAAGAAUAUGCUGAAGAAGGUCUUGAAUGGUCCUUUGUAAACUACCAAGAUAAUCAAACCUGUCUGGAUGCCAUUGAGGGGAAUCCUGUUAGCAUCUUCUCCUUGCUCAAUGAGGCCUGUCGCCUUAACUGGACUUCCAAUGCUGCACAGUUUCAAAGUCGGAUUGAGAUUGCUCUGUCCAAGAACAGGAGUGUAAGCCGAGACAAAUUUAGGAAGGAGCCAAACUUCAUCGUAUCCCAUUAUGCUGGUAGUGUCUGCUAUCGAAUUGAGAGUAUGGUGGAAAAAAAUAAGGAUCCCAUUCCCCCAGAGUUGGUCCUAUUGCUGCAACAGUCCCAGGAUGCCUUGCUUCAGAAAUUAUUUCCUGUAGAAGAGACAAACACCAAACCUGACGAAAAUCAUACAAAGACUCAAGCAAAACCUGCACUUGUCACAGUCGUCUCAAAAUUUAAGGGUUCCCUCGAGCAGCUGAUGGAGAUCCUGCACAGUACCACCCCACACUACAUCCGGUGCAUUAAGCCCAACGCAGACUGCAAGGCGGACCUUUUCAGAAAAGAGGAGGUUCUGCAUCAGUUGGAGGCAUGCGGCAUUGUAGAAACUGUCAACAUCAGUGCAGCUGGCUUUCCAGUUAGGAUUUCAUUCAGAAACUUUUUAGAACGUUAUGGGCUGCUGAAGAAAUUAAAGAAACUGAAUCCGAAAGCAACAUCCAGCCAAGGAAAUGAUUUUUCCCCUGAUGCAGAGAAUGGCAAAUCAGUGACUACUCCUAUAGAAGAAGAAUGUGACACUUUGCAGUCUGAGGUCCAAGAUAUCCUUCGGCAAGUGAAACCCAUUCAUUCAUCUGUCAAACCUAGAGAAACAAAAUCACCCAACCUACCCAUGUUUUGCGGCAAGACCAAAGUAUUUUUGACCAACUCCAUGUUGGAGCUUCUCGAAUUCCAAAGGGCUUCUCUCUUAUCUGAGAAAGCAUUCUGCAUCCAGUGCUGUUGGAGAAGGUUCAGGAGGAAGAAAAUUGCCAGGCAGAGAUGGUCUGCAACCAUCAUCCAGUCAGCUGUUCGCCAGUGGCUAGCUAGGAAACAUUUCCAGAGGUUACGUAAAGCUGUUAGGAUUAUAAAACAGACCUGGAAGAAAUGGAAGACCAAGAUGGCUGUGAUAGCUGCCGAAGAACUGGAUGGCAUGGAAGAAGAUCCCCUUCCCUCUGUCCUUGGGAUAGCUGCUCCCUCAGGCCAGGCUACGAGAAAACUGGACAGAUCCUGGCCUCUGAAUUCCGUCAUCCGUUUCUGGCCUCUCAGCCUUGUUCUGUCAAGCACCCCGACAACGCUGGAGGGUCUCCAGAGAAACGUUGCUCUGCUAACUUGCCUCCAAGUCUUACAGAAGAUGAACUGGACCAAGGCAGAGACCAGGUUCACUAUACAAGGUGUCAACUCCAUCCGAGCUCCCCCACAAGGCUCCAUCAAGAUCUACUGCAGAAAGUCUCCGUUGCUUUAUGCCAACACCAGGCCAUACAGCCACAUAGUGACCGGGUUCAACCAGAUUCUCCUUGAUAAAUGCACAAUACCUUGAGUCUGGAAGGGUCCUUCUGGGCCCUUGAUUAGUCCUGUAUUUAUUGCUCUUCUUAGGAUGCUUCCUGGAGGACCGGAGAACUUAAGCACUUCUUCCCCAUACAGAGCUUGUCUAAAAUACUGUUUUUCAACCUUGGCCCUUUAAGAUAGGUGGACCAACUCCCAGAAUUCCCUGGCUGGGGAAUUCUGGGAGCUGAAGUCCACCCAUCUUAAAGGGGCCACAGUUGAGAAGCACUAGUCCAGAUGCAGAGGCCCACUCAUUCAAUCCAUCAAUUGUAUUCCUCCCCACCCCCACUUGGGAUGGUUGUAUGCAUAUAACAGAAACAAGCUACCUCCAAUGCUUUAUUUGGCCUGAUAGCAGCCGGUAAUCUAGUGUAGUGAAAGGAUCCCAUCUCCCUGAUCGUCUGAUCCUUUAUUUUCAGAAUCAGGAAGCAAAUCUUAACAAGUCUUGUGCACGCCUUGAAAAUGAUUGGGAAGUGCUCAAAGCACCACUUUACUGCUAUUCAGUAAAACAGCCUACCUUUUUCCAUGUUUCCACACAAGUUUUUAAAUAAUGAUACCGGUACUUCAAGGAAUCCAGUGGCUUUAUGUAGAACUUUAAAGCAACAGCAUUUUUAUGUUAUGUUUCUAUAGAAUCCUCAAUCUUAAAAGACUUAAUGAAUUGCAAAGAGGUGCUAUUUUUAGAUCAGUAUAGGCACAAAAUUGUUCUUCCAAAUCAUUUUUGAAGCAUGUAACAGCUCUAAAUCUUAUUAAAACCAGGAGCCAGUAGAAUUUCAAUCCUGCUAGUUUUGAGGGUGCUAUAUUUUUUUAAAAAAAUGUCUAUAUAGCAAUGUUUAUUUCAAAAGGGCGCUGUAGGUUUGAUAUACCACAGGAUAGAAAUCUUCAGGAGUUUUUUAAUGGCCACACCAUUAAAUCACGAAAGACACUAUUUUAAUGUAGUGAGAACUUUAUAUAUUUUUU
Molecule: messenger RNA, 4547 nt
Organism: Pseudonaja textilis
Lineage: Eukaryota; Metazoa; Chordata; Lepidosauria; Squamata; Elapidae
Gene: MYO19
Product: myosin XIX
Biological process (GO): actin filament organization
Cellular component (GO): cytoplasm; myosin complex; actin cytoskeleton
Molecular function (GO): actin filament binding; microfilament motor activity; ATP binding
Source: RefSeq, a predicted model, not a curated record